This is a messenger RNA of Hibiscus syriacus, 1788 nucleotides long. RefSeq names its product 4-coumarate--CoA ligase-like 6. NCBI's taxonomy places the organism in Eukaryota, Viridiplantae, Streptophyta, Magnoliopsida, Malvales, Malvaceae. The transcript has 6 exons. The record is from RefSeq and is a predicted model, not a curated record. Gene Ontology annotation, biological process: ubiquinone biosynthetic process. Gene Ontology annotation, molecular function: CoA-ligase activity. Gene Ontology annotation, cellular component: peroxisome. Bases 43 to 1728 code for a protein of 561 amino acids.
UGCAAACCUACUAUACCCAAUAUUCCUCUAAGCUCUGCAUCAAUGGCAACGAGCUUGAACUCACAUUUCAGCCUCGAAACUUCAGAAUCCAAAGCUAUUCAUUUUCCUAACUGGUAUUCACCGGAAACUGGAAUCUAUUCCAGUAAGCAUCCCUCUAUAUCUCUCCCCACUGAUCCAUUUCUUGAUAUUGUUUCCUUCCUUUUCUCUCACCAGCACGACGGGGUCACUGCUUUGAUCGAUCCCUCGUCUGGGUUUUCAAUACCUUAUUCAAAGGUUUUACCUUUAGUCCAAUCCAUGGCCUCUGGCCUCCACCACCUGGGUGUUUCUCAAGGUGAUGUGGUCUUGCUUCUGUUGCCAAAUUCUGUUUACUUUCCCAUUAUUUUCUUGAGCGUUUUAUAUUUAGGUGCUGUUGUUAGCACCAUGAAUCCGCUAAGUAGCAUGUUUGAGAUCGAGAAACAGAUUUCCCAUUGUAGUGUGCGUUUUGCUUUCACUUCGCUUGAAAAGAGUGAGCAACUUCAGAACUUGGGUGUUCAUGCAAUUGGGGUACCGGAAAACAUUGACUUGGAUUCAGAAAGUAUUGGUUUUUCCCCUUUCCAUAAGCUUAUCGGGUGUCGAUUCGGUAAGGCGUCGAGGCCGGUGAUCAGGCAGCAAGACACAGCUGCAAUAAUGUAUUCAUCGGGUACUACAGGUGUUAGUAAGGGAGUUGUUUUGACGCAUGGGAACUUAAUAGCAAUGGUUGAGCUAUUUGUAAAAUUUGAGGCUUCACAGUACAAGUAUCCAAGUUCAAAGAACGUUUAUUUGGCUGUAGUACCUAUGUUCCAUAUCUAUGGCUUAUCACUCUUUGUGGUUGGACUGUUAUCUUUGGGUACUACCAUCGUUAUUAUGCGGAGAUUCGAUGCUGGUGAAGCGAUGAAACUGGUCGAUGACUACGGAGUUACUCACUUUCCAGUUGUUCCACCUAUGCUGGCAACAUUGACAAUGAGAGCCAAAGGUGCCUGUGAACAUAGCCUCAGGAGUUUGAAACAGAUUUGCUGCGGUGCUGCUCCGACGAGCAGGAAAAUCAUAGAUGACUUCCUUCAGGUUCUUCCUCACGUUGAUUUCAUUCAGGGUUAUGGCAUGACUGAAACAACUGCUGUAGGAACUCGUGGCUACAACACACAACAAUUUCAUAAAUAUUCGUCAAUAGGACUGUUGGCACCAAAUAUGGAAGCUAAAGUGAUGGAUUGGAACUCUGGCUCUACACUGCCUCCGGGAUGUUACGGCGAGCUUUGGCUAAGAGGACCUGCAAUUAUGCAACGAUACUUGAAUAAUGUUGAGGCCACCGCGAUGACAAUCGACAAAGACGGUUGGCUACGUACCGGUGACAUAGUUUGUUUCGAUGAAGAUGGGUAUUUGUAUUUGUCCGACCGGUUAAAAGAGAUCAUAAAGUACAAUGGCUAUCAGAUAGCCCCUGCUGAUUUAGAGGCAAUAUUGAUUUCCCAUCCUGAGAUACUUGAUGCUGCUGUAACUGCGGAGAACGACGACGUAUUUGGGGAGAUUCCGGUGGCAUUUGUGGUGAGGAGACAUGGUAUCCCACUGACCGAGGAAGCUGUGAAGGACUUCGUGGCUAAGCAGGUUGCACCUUACAAGAAAAUAAGAAAGGUGGUGUUUACAAGUUCAAUACCAAAGUCUGCUGCAGGCAAGAUCCUCCGAAGAGAGCUUAGAAAGUUGUUAAAUUGUAGACUUUAAGAUCUUUGUUCCUGCCCUUUAAAACCAAAUUAUCUGAAUCAAAUUGCCUGUCUAGUCUAC